Molecule: messenger RNA, 7267 nt
Organism: Carassius gibelio (silver crucian carp)
Lineage: Eukaryota; Metazoa; Chordata; Actinopteri; Cypriniformes; Cyprinidae
Gene: nexmifa
Product: neurite extension and migration factor a
Exons: 3
Coding region: 516-4169 (1217 amino acids)
Biological process (GO): negative regulation of cell adhesion mediated by integrin; negative regulation of neuron migration; negative regulation of cell-cell adhesion mediated by cadherin
Cellular component (GO): nucleus
Source: RefSeq, a predicted model, not a curated record
GGGGGCGCGCUCUUUAUGGCAGGUCUCAGAAGAGGGGGAGCAGCAACGCACGAGCGCGCCGUCGUUGUCAGGGACGGACGGGGUACAGCUGGUAAAAACACAUCCGCACGCACGCACACACACACCCCCGUCUCCGUUACGCACGUACAUAAGGCAAAAACAAAAGCGACUCUUAAGGAGGAGAGCGGAGCGCGAGCAUGCGGCGAGGACCGGGCGCUGCAGCAGACCUUUGUUUGUUUCCUGGAAACCCUGGAGCGCGAGGGAAUAAAAUGGAGUGGUAAGGGGCUCCGAGGCGCGAGAGGCGCGUCCACCUGCUGCUACCGGGGAGGCAGUCAGAGAGGGCAAACAUGCUGAGACCGCUGCACUGAAGGGGCUAACGAAAAAACAACAACAACGUAUGCCAACAUUCUGCACGCCGAGCGAUCAAACGGAGUCUUAAGAGCGGGUGGGACGGGUGUAACGGGAGGCUGGACCAUUGUAAUUAUGUUAGUGAGAGAGAGAUUCAGUUCAGACUGAUGGAUGUUCUGCAGGAGUCCCGAUUCUCAGGGGCAGAUCGCAGCCCCUGCCCAAGAGAUGCUAGUGAAAAUGAAUCACAUGACCCAUUGGCAGAUGUGUCACAUGAUCUAAGGCGCUGUGAUGUCAUUGCUCCUGUGGCGCUGUCCCUGCCCUCCCUCUGUGGCCAGAGUCAGACCUCUGAAGGUCCUCUUAGCCCAGCUGACCUGCAUGAUGGGUCUGUCUCCAACACCACCUCUCUGUCCUCUCUCUCUUCAUUCUCCUCUCUUUCCUCCCUUUCAUCUCUCUCUUCGGUGUCCUGUUCCAAACCUGUGACACCCUGGUCUGUGCCGCAGACCUGUGACAGGUCGUCCCUCUCUAACAUGGACUCCAGGGGCGGAGACUGCCUUAGCUGUUUGAUCCCCAAAAAUCAGACAGAACCGGAAUCCUGUGAGUCAGUACUCAGCUUUGCCAGCAUCAAUUUGCAAUGCCUUGGCCCCGCCCCCAGUGCAGAUCGCUAUGGUGACCAGGUUCUAUCUGACCAGCUGCUCAGUGGCUCCGCCCAUCCAGCUGUAACCAAUGAGGGGGCCGAAGAAGGGAGGUCAAUGCAGGAGAGCGAAUCAGAUGAGGAUCCUGCAUCCAGGAGCAUAUACGAAGGUCUUGGAGAGGAGGCGCAGGACUGGAGCUGUCUAGAGACUCUCAUCAGUGAAAGUCGUAUGGAGCUGUUGGACUUAUGCUCCCGCAGUGAACUUGCAGUCAAUCUGUUCUGUGAGGAAGAUGUGGAGAAUUACAUGUUUCAGGAGGAGGAGAAUGCACUCAGUACUGACGUCUGCUCGCUCAAGAUACGCUACGAGUCCUAUCAGGAUGGAGUGCAGGAGAGGUGUGAAUCUGCCCUACAGGAUGAGUCUCAGCUAGGUUUCUUUCCUAGCUUACCUUGCAGUAGAAAAGAGGGGCCAAAAGAGAAACCAGACCAAUCCACUGAGAUUAAGGCUGAUGACCACAUGACCCCCAAUAUUAGCCCAGACAGUAACUUACUUUUUGACCUCAGUAACUCUCCGGAAGAUUCCGGCGAAUUCAGUGAUGACAGCUCUUGCACAGGCUCCCCAGACAAUGGGCUCUCCCUCCGGCAUGGCCGCUUGUCCAGAGAAAACUCUAGCUCCUCCAGCCAGCUAAGCUACCGCCUCCGAGCCAAGAGGAAGGUGGCCUACCGAGAAGACUACUUGUACGAUGUGGACUCAAUAGAAAGUGAGAAAAAUGCUGAAAAACGUGAAAAAACACCUGCUGGGUUCAAGAAAGAGCGUGAUGAUGACUGGUGUCCAAAGAAGAGGCGGCGGUCCAGUAGGAAGGACCCACCUGUCAUUAUAAAAUACAUAAUCAUUAAUCGUUUUAAAGGCCAGAGGCACAUGAGAGUGCGUCUGGGACGAGUCGACCCAUCACCCGCUGUGGUCUGUCUGAGUCCAGACACUCUGCUUCACUAUGAGAGACUUGCACCAUUAAAAGCAUACUGGCAGGAAAGAGAAAAGAAGCAGCAGGAGCAGAAUAGAUUAACAGCAGCAGAAACAACCAAACGCCUCAAUGGCUGCAAAAGACCAAGCACUACACCCAAACGAAAGCACAGAAUGGCCAGACUCAGGAUCCAGCAGAUCCAUACCGUACAGAAUUCCCUCCCCAGCCAAACUAUUGUGGUCCCCAUCCACAAUCAACCAAAGGGGACGGAAUUCCUUAAAAGCACAGAGGAACCAAAAGAGGACAUUAUUUCUGUUACACACACUGCCAGGGCUAAAAGCAGAACACAAGAGAGAGAGGAAAGAAGAAAGGCAGGUAAAACAGGGAAGAUAAAGAAGUUCAAAAGUGAAGCAAGACUUCGGUUGAAAAAGUUAAAAGAGGCUGAGACACAGGAAGUCCCAGAAGCCUCUGAGAUUGAGCAGUGCAGCCCAUGUUUACCAGAAAACCUUAGUAACUCUUUGGAAGAGAAUGCCACAGAUGAAGCCUCCAGUAAUGACCCUGAAAAAUGCACUUUGACCCCAACUGCUCCAGGGACUGAUGGAAAUGCUGAACUCCUCCCCGGGGGAUACCUGCAAACUCUUCUUGAAGCCUCUGAGUCAUCAAGCACUGCUAACAUCAACUAUUUCCAUCCAGGGCUACAGAAUCACACACUUCACCCAGUCCAGAGCUGUGUUCUCUCUCCUCCCUCUGAAUCAGAGCUGCCUCACUCUCCUCUACCUAUGAACCAUGGGUCUCACCCCACGCAUUAUACUGAGCCAAACCUUACUGAACCAAACCAGCCCAUUUCAUGGUCAUCCCAACCAUCUGCUGAACAGCUGCCCUUCUCCCCAGACAUGCCAACUCAGUCGCCAGUGAUGCCAUCGGGCUUUCCCACACCAUUGCCUGUGUUAGCAGGGGAUAGCAAAAAUGUCACAGGCUUUAGGCAAGCGUCUCUGUCAGGGUGCAGGGUCUCGUAUGAAGAGUCCCAACCUGAUGCUGAUUAUGGUUUGAGUCCGACUGGCUCUCGGAGUGACAGUGGUGUAGGGCGACUGGUUAGCUUUAACUCCCUCGGGUCACUUUCUGCCACCUCUAGCAACUACAGCUCACUCAGCCUGAGAGAGGGAGAAAGGGAGAGGGAAGAGGAGAUUGGUGAGAUCAAUGAUGGCUUCUUGCCGCAUUGUAGCCCACGGCUCGUCUUGCAGCAAAGUCUAGAGGAGGUCAUUCCACUUCGAGAGUCAACUGACCUCUUGGAUAUCUCCAACUUCACCCCUGACAAGUUCCGCCAUUCAUCGCUUUCUGACAUGUCACCACCAGACACGCCUAACUCUUCCCCUCAACUGCUGGGGAACUGUGGUAAAGUUGGAGAUUUUUCGGAAGCAGCAGAAGCAAAUGUACAAUGGAACUGUGGAGUUGUCCCGCAGCUUAAUCAAGACAGAAACCCACACCACCUACAGGUACACUCUUUCAACACAGAGAAGGAAGAAGUUGGGCUAAGGGAUCACAAAGGCUCAACGAAAAAGGGUGGGAAAAGUGGACAAAGCACCAAAAAGAGCAAAACUGCUAAAACGGCGAAAGGUGAGAAAGUAAAGCUCCCACGUCAGGGUUCUCGUUCUGUGCGGAAGAUCAAAGCCUUGCUAGAGGGAAAAGCAGCCAAAAGUAGUGAAGGGUCAGGAAGUGGUGCUUCUUCCCCGACCCCAUCGCUUGGCUUAAUUGGAGCUCAGGGUGAGUGGCCUGUUACUGGGGGACUGUCAAAUGAUGACCAACGAGAAUUCCCGGAACCAUCGAACAUCCUGUCCAAUAUAGUGUCUGGCAUGGCAGAGGUACAGCGUUUCAUGAGGGCUUCUGUGGAGCCUCUUUGGGGCCCUUGUCUUUCACCUGGUCAGCAUGCCCUCCAGAGCCAGACACUGAAGAUUCUGGGUAGCGCUGCUGACCUUAAAAAGCGGGGUGGUGCCUCAGGCGGAGGUCGAGGGAAGAAAGGGGCUGGGCGUGGUGGUAAAGCACUGCCUAAACUUCUCCCACCAGGCUUCUUUCCUACCCUCGGAUUGGACUGUCUCCCACUUCCACACCGUCCAGCCCACAAAAAAAUGUAUCGUCACAAAAGCAGUGCUAAGUUCACCCGAGAGGAGCUCGUAGCGGGUAAAAGGGACAUAAAAGGAGUAGCAUUGACAACUUUGGUUGAAAAACGGAGGUAAUAUUUUCUCUCUGCAAUGUGCCCCUUCUUUUUCUCCGUUCCCUUCCCUCGCACCCUGCCAAAUCCUCCUAAAAUCCUUUCCACAUUUCAGAGCUGCAUGGCACCGACUUUACCCACAAUCCUUUGCCUGGCCCACUGGAGGGCAGGCACAUCCUGCAUGUCAGCCCUGCUAAACUACCUACUAGACUGACUGAAGUCUCACUGUCAUGGCUGCACCCUACUCACCAUUGCUGCUUUGUUGCAUUUUUAUCUGACAAAUUUUGAGUUGUUUUUAUUUGCGUUUGGUUUGUUUUCAAAGAAGAAAAAUGCCUUGAAAGUCUUUGGAUUCUCUUGUAGUGUUGUGUAUAUCUAAAUAUCAAUUUUUUGUUGUCUUUUUGUUUUCCGUUGCAGCUAUAACACUGUAUGUGUUAAAUCGGUGUCACAGAACCAUGGUUUAGACCGAGCCCAGCGCCCUGCUCUGUCUCUCAGAAAAUGGUUGCCUUCUGUUCAGGGGUCAAAGGUCAUGUGUAGUAUUCUGUGCUAAGAAUUGUUUCCCCCCAUUUCUGUGCUAACCCCUCAGAACACUGGGCUUUGACAUGCUAAAAGAAAGCAUCUUGAUCAAGAUGCUCGUUUUCCAAGGUUCUGAAAGUUCUUAAAGAGAUUUUUUUCAUUAUUGUUGUUUGUUUAUAAGUUGUGAAAAGGGGGUUCAUUCAUCUGUUCUCCAGUGAAUCUCCUCCUGCCAGUAUCAAAAUGCUGUUGUACACAGACAUAUGCACUAUUUACAAAACAAGAUUAUAUCAAACAUGUUUAAAUUAAUGUGCCAAACUAUGAACAACUAAAUGUACAGACAUUUUUAUCUACAUAAAUAUUUGCUGUUUUAUAAUGUGGCAGUGAUUGAGAAGCGUGUGUGUGUGCUUGGGAUGGGAUGGGGGGAGUUGUUAAUCUGAGAUUCACUCCUGUUGCAUCACAUCUGUACAAACAGCUAGUGGCGAGGAGUCAUCUCAACAAUCAGAAGAAAAAUGUUGUUGGUUUAUUUUCUGUUUUUUGCACUUCUGGCUAGUUCAAGAUUAGAGGCAUGAAGUGAGAGAUGCAUGACGAGAAUUUGUGGGAGGAAGCUGAAGUGCUGUAAUGGCAGAGAAAAACAUUGGUUUCCUUUCCUUCUGAUGUAUUUCUGGAUGGUAAAAGAUCACUGUUCGUGUGUAACAAGGUAAGAAAAUGAUCAUUCCUUCUCAUAACAAGACAUACAAUGCAUUCUAGCUCGUUUAUUUCCCCAAGUUUCUAGUUCGGUAAAUAUAUUUCUCUGUACCUCAGCCCUCCAAACUAGUUAAGGACAGGACCAAAUAUAUUUUUAAAGUUUUCUAAUUUGUUGCUAGUGAUGUGCAUGCAUUUAAAACAUGUUAUGGAUAUGUGCUGUGAAUGCUGAUCCCCCAGUAUUACUUUCUCUGACUCGCCUGUUUUUUCUUACCUGAUCUCAAAACCAUUGUUUUUCUAUUGCUGUUGGAAUGUUAUUUGUUGUGUUAUAAAAAGAGGGAAAGAUGCCAACUUGGUUACCCCCAUGUGCUGUUUACUACAUUGCUUCAGGAUCUUUUUUCUGCAACUCCCUGGAUCCCCUCUUUUGUGAAUACCAUAUUGAAAAUUAAUAUUUUCUCUUUGAUUCUUUGCCCUUGUGUUCAUAGAGUCUGAAAUACUGUUUUAGUUUUCCCAACACUACAUUUGAAUUGACAACUGUAGUUUGAGAACUGUUCCUCCAUUUUCAAAGUUUAGUGGGUACUUGUGCAAAUGCUGUAACAUGCUGUGAAUGAAUACCGGUGAAAUUAUUGAACUGUUGAAAAGUUGAAGAAAGCAGGUGCAAAUGAUGAGUGACAUUCCAGAGCUGGUGAUGCAAUUCAGAAGUGAGCUCUGAAAACCUCUUGAUUUUAGGGCCUUCCCAGCCAAAUCAACCUCACCAAGCAAAAGACCAGGAAAUAUUAGAAUACAAGUUGGUUAUCCAAAUGAUUUUUUUCUGUGCUGAGUGAAUGGAGAUGUAACACAGUUGGUUCAGGUCCGUUGGCUCAGGGAACCCAACUGCAUUCACAUCUCUCAUUCCCUCAGCUACCCAUCUCGCCAGACAAACUCAAGCUGUUCUCAGUGCUGCCCCUGCUGUACUGUUCCUACAUAGCAAGUGCCAGUGCAGAGUUCUCUUCUUCAUACUUAGAGAGCAAAGUUUUCCACCAGUGAAAACUGUAUAGCACACAUCCCCUGCACUGACUGAAGCGUUCAAAGUUUUGAAAAGUUCAGUGUUAUUCCCCAUAAGUGCAUCAUGUAAAGUUAAUACAGGCAUAUCAAAAACUUAAUUGUGCCCUUUUUCUGAAUGUAUUAUAUUGUCAAGUCGGGAGUAUUUUUCUUUUCAUAAUUUAUUUGACUCUACAACUACUUUUGCCUUUUUUCAUCAUCAAGGAAAAAAAAUUAACUUUUUACUGCCUGGUAUGUCUUCUCCAGGUGGAUUCUCAAUGAACUCUUGAUGUAGGAAAAAAAAUAAUGACCUGUAUAUUUUUCAUUGUGCCAAUUUGUAACAUAUUUUCUAAGUGUAUAUUUUUCUUAGAAAGUGAUGUGAGGUCGUUCUUACUGUGGCUUUGUUCUUUUCCCUUUUUAGCAAGUGAAAAAGUUGCUAAUUGCCAUGAUGUUUUCUUUCUUUCUUUCUUUUUCUUUCUCUCUCUCUUAUUUGUUUUUUGUUUGUUUGUUUUAAAGCCAAAAACUGAAAAUACUAUAAAAAAAAAUAAAUAAAAAACUAUUGUAAAGGAGAGAGAAGGAGAGCAAGCUGUGACUCUUUGUUGAGAGGUUUUGUGAUUGGACCAAUCUUGUUGUAAGAGUGUUGUGCUCUAGUUAAAAUAUAUAUUAAUUUAAAGAUAAAAAAAGAAACCAUGAAAACAGACAGUGGAACAAUAACAUUAAUUUGUGAUCUCAUUGCUGUUUUAUAGAUUUUCAUGUAAAUUAUUCUAGUAUUUUGUUUUUGUUGUAUCUGUCACAAAAGUUGAAAUAUUUGUGAUCAAGCCUGUAUGGUGACAAAUGUAAUAUUGGUAACUUGCUGAGUUUUGUAAUCAUGUUUAUGGAAUCAAUAUUAAUUAAAAGAGCUUUUGAUCA